Molecule: messenger RNA, 2890 nt
Organism: Sitophilus oryzae (rice weevil)
Lineage: Eukaryota; Metazoa; Arthropoda; Insecta; Coleoptera; Curculionidae
Product: anillin-like
Exons: 10
Coding region: 386-2428 (680 amino acids)
Biological process (GO): septin ring organization; actomyosin contractile ring assembly; mitotic cytokinesis
Cellular component (GO): actomyosin contractile ring
Source: RefSeq, a predicted model, not a curated record
UUUUCCAAGAUUAGUUAAACCUGAGAUAACUUUUUUAUUAGAAAAUUCGACCAGGUUUUAAUGGGAAUAUUUGCAGUAGAUUUGAUAAAAGGGUUUGAGGAUAAACUUUGUGGGCAAAGUUGACAACAAUCGCUUCUACGUAACUGUAUAAAAGAGCGAACUUAUUUGCGUUAAAAACUAAUUUUUUUCUUCAUCUACCAAUCUAACAUGUUAAUUGAUGGAUAUCUAUUGUUUAUCUGUUUGCCCGUUAAUGAGUAACUAGGAAUACUUGCUAUUGGGAAUUUUCAAAAAUAUUUUUUGGCGAUUAUCAGCGAAGAAUGCUGAAAGUAUUUAGUGCAAAGUUGAAAAAUUUGAAAAGUAAAUAACAAAGGUACCUUCAGUAAGAAUGUCCCAGGUAAAAUCUAAUUCAUCUUUAAUAGCUACCACAUCCAGAUCUAUAUCAGAACACAAUGAAAAUAAUAAUCCUGUAACAGAAAAUGGUAAUAAUAAUAAUAAUGAUGGGAAAGAUGAAGAGAACGAUGUUGCCGAAUCCUUUCCGAAGUCCGAAGAGUCCGAAAAACUGGAUAAUAUUACUACGGGAUCUAAAGAUUCAAUAUGCAGUGCGCCAUUGUCACCGACAGCUGGAAAAACCAGGAGACCGAAAAUUGUGAUGGGAAAAAGGGCGCUCCUGAGAGAUCAACAGCGUAGCCAGUCAAACCUGAUUCAUCAGCUGGUAAACGUUAACGACAAAUACGAAGACCAGUUAACACACUGUAUCAAUCGAAUCUACCAUAGAAGAGUAUCCAGAGACUCUACCGACGACGACGGAGCCAGUUCAAACUAUUCUGCUGGUAGUUUGAGAACAAUAAACACUCCAGAGGACUUGUACGAUGGAAGAAGUUAUUUUUCCUUGCUGUUUCCUACUAGAUCGGACAACGAGUUCGAUUUUUUGCAGUCGACCGACGAUCUAAACAAAGACACUUCAGUAGAAGAGACUUUUUUGGACUCUACAGUCAUAUCGACUGAUUUGGAUUACGACCCUAACAAGUUCUUGAAGAACGCUUUGGGUGAUUUAUCGUUUGAGACACAAUCAUUGGAUGGGGGAUUUCACAGUACAAAGCUGAACACCUCCGCUAACAUGGAUACUACAAAUGUAUCCUCCAUAUUUUCCAAAGCGGGUUCCUUAUACAGUUCAAUGAGGAAAAGUAUAAGAAGAGCUUGUUCGUUUAGGGAUAAACAUCCAGAUGCAAGAAAUAAAAAAGGUGGGAAACCCAGAUGCCAAUCUUACACAGCAGAUGGCGAUGCAGUUGGUGGAGAAGAAAACCUGAUGCGCGAAUUGUUCGUACAAAACGGAAUUAUUUUUCAAGCAUCUAAAGCACUGAGUUUUUGCAAGAACUCUGGAGACUAUGGCAGCCCAGAGUGUAUUGAAGCUGAAAAAAUUCUUUUAGUAGCUAGUUGUACUAAGGAAGAAAUCCAAUUGGCUAUAGACAAUGUAGAAUAUUACGGAAAAAAUGACAAUACUGACAAAUACUCUGGAACUUUAGAAAUAUCAGACAUCGUGUACUAUCUAAAGGGAGAUGCAGUCACAGAAAUGUGUCCCAAGAAAGACUAUAUCGAGUAUUUCGUUGUGAUAAUCCACAGCGGUAAAACGGUCCUGUCCAGCAAGGUUCUAACAGCCGACAAAAAUGGCGAGGUCAAAGCAAAUAAGACGUUCGUUUUGACAGACUUGUGCACGAAUUUUAACGCUUCUGUAGCUGUCUAUUCUAUGAAGGUCGGACAGGUGGACAACGCAGGAGAAGAUACAAAGUUACAUCACAAAAAAGAAAGAAAAUCACGCAAGCCUUGUCCAUCUCCCAGAAGUUUCUUUAAUUUGCACCACAGCUCAUCCAGAAGAAACCUCUAUAUUUCCGAGGGUGGUUUUACCAUAAAACCGUCCUCAUUUACACUGUGGGGUGUCUGUGAUAUUCGUUGUUCGGAUAGGGAUAAAACCCAUUUUAGAAUGCACCACGUACCUUUGUGUUCCACUUUAGAAGGUUAUUUUACAGCGGUAUUGGAAACUUCGGUAGUGCUGAAGAAUAAGUCUAAUGGAUUUAUAACUAUUGGAACAGAAGAAAAAUCACAUUUAGUGUGGAAUCGCAGAUGGUGUCUUCUUGUCGGUUCACUCCUGGAAUAUUGGAAUUAUCCAUCUGAAGAAUCAUCUUCAGCCGAUCCAAUUGGAGCCAUAGACUUGAAAAAUGUCUUGGAGGAAGCGUCACCUGCAGACAGAAGUCUAUGUCCACGACCAAAAACUUUACUUUUGAUAGUUAAGAAUAACGGAGAAGUCAUUCACUAUUUUCUGUCAUUUGAUACGUUAGAAGACAAGGAACAUUGGUACAAUGACAUCAAUUUUGUCAUAGAAACUUUGAGAUCUUGGGGACAACUCCAUUCUCAAAUUUCUACCAGUGUUUAGUUUGACUUACCUUUACUUAAGGUAUUUUUUCUAUACAUAUUUAUUUAAGCACCGUCUGAUCGAAAAAAGUCGUCAUGAUAGGAGUAUAGAUCGAUCAUUAUUGCGUCUACGGCUGUUUUAUUCGAUCACAUGGUACAACAAUAAUUAACCUUUUUUCUUACAGUGUAUAUAAUAGAAUAUCUCAAACAUGUAUUUUAUCUUAAAUAUUUGUUCAUUUUUUUUUAAAUCGGUAAUUUUUUGUACAUUUUCUAGAACUCGAGUUUAAGUUUAUAUAAUGACUAUAUAUUUGUAACUAUAAUCGUUUGAUAUUGUUAAAAAGUUUGAUGUUAUAUCGCAGGAAAAUACACGUUUUCUUUCAAGAUACUUAGCUUUAUAUUAAGUAAUUUUUACGAUUUGAUGAAUAUGUUUGGCAACUAUAGGUACUCAAAGUUUUGGAAUAAACGAUUUUUGUUAUAUGCCAUA